This is a messenger RNA of Arabidopsis thaliana (thale cress), 2017 nucleotides long. RefSeq names its product sugar transporter 11 (gene STP11). The transcript has 3 exons. Gene Ontology annotation, molecular function: carbohydrate transmembrane transporter activity; monosaccharide transmembrane transporter activity; transmembrane transporter activity. Gene Ontology annotation, cellular component: membrane; plasma membrane. The record is from RefSeq and is marked reviewed. Lineage: Eukaryota; Viridiplantae; Streptophyta; Magnoliopsida; Brassicales; Brassicaceae. The coding region runs from base 270 to 1814 and encodes 514 amino acids. Gene Ontology annotation, biological process: monosaccharide transmembrane transport; transmembrane transport.
AAAAAAGCUCUUAUAAAAAACUAAGCCAUGAUUGAAAACAUUCCAAUAACUUUUACAGAGGACUGCAAGAACGAUCAAGAAGCAAGAAAGACGUUUCAGAAGAACAAACGUCUUCUUCUUGUUCUUCUUCUUCCUCCUCUUCUUUUUUUUGUUUUCAUUACGACGAGAAAAUUUGAGUUCGUGAUCGCUUGAACAACCAUCAUCAUCAUCUAGAGCCCCAAAAAAGAAGAAGCUGCGGGCCGGUUAUUUUGGUUAAUUAGUCUAAAUCCAUGGCAGGAGGGGCAUUUAUAGACGAGAGUGGCCAUGGAGGAGACUACGAAGGUCGUGUAACCGCGUUUGUCAUGAUAACCUGCAUUGUAGCUGCAAUGGGUGGUCUCCUCUUUGGUUACGACAUUGGUAUCUCAGGAGGAGUGAUAUCAAUGGAGGACUUUCUAACGAAAUUCUUCCCUGACGUGCUUCGUCAAAUGCAAAACAAAAGAGGGCGUGAAACAGAAUAUUGUAAAUAUGACAAUGAGCUUCUUACUCUCUUCACUUCCUCUCUUUACCUCGCUGCUUUGUUCGCUUCUUUCCUUGCCUCCACCAUUACAAGGCUUUUUGGCCGGAAGGUCUCAAUGGUUAUCGGGUCUCUCGCUUUUCUCUCUGGAGCUCUUCUCAACGGUUUAGCUAUCAACCUCGAGAUGUUGAUCAUCGGGCGGUUAUUUCUCGGUGUAGGUGUCGGAUUCGCUAACCAAUCUGUUCCUCUUUACCUCUCUGAGAUGGCUCCUGCUAAGAUCAGAGGAGCUCUCAACAUUGGUUUUCAAUUAGCAAUCACGAUCGGGAUCUUAGCCGCGAACAUUGUCAAUUACGUGACCCCAAAGCUCCAGAACGGGAUCGGAUGGAGAUUAUCUCUCGGUUUAGCUGGAGUUCCGGCCGUUAUGAUGCUUGUCGGAUGCUUUUUCUUGCCAGAUACGCCAAACUCAAUCCUUGAACGUGGAAACAAAGAAAAGGCUAAGGAGAUGCUGCAGAAGAUCAGAGGAACCAUGGAGGUUGAGCAUGAGUUUAAUGAACUUUGCAACGCGUGUGAAGCCGCGAAGAAAGUUAAGCAUCCAUGGACGAACAUAAUGCAAGCUCGUUAUCGACCGCAGCUCACGUUUUGUACCUUCAUCCCAUUCUUCCAGCAGCUAACCGGGAUCAAUGUCAUUAUGUUCUAUGCACCUGUUCUGUUUAAGACCAUCGGUUUUGGAAAUGACGCCUCUCUCAUAUCCGCAGUUAUCACCGGUCUUGUCAAUGUCCUUUCCACCAUUGUCUCCAUCUACUCCGUUGACAAAUUCGGACGAAGAGCUUUGUUUCUUCAAGGUGGUUUUCAGAUGAUCGUGACCCAGAUCGCGGUCGGGUCGAUGAUCGGAUGGAAAUUUGGAUUCAACGGGGAAGGAAAUUUGUCAGGGGUUGAUGCGGAUAUAAUCUUGGCACUGAUAUGUCUCUAUGUGGCGGGUUUCGCGUGGUCAUGGGGACCGUUGGGAUGGUUAGUGCCGAGUGAGAUAUGUCCAUUGGAAAUUAGAUCAGCAGGACAAUCGUUAAACGUUUCGGUGAACAUGUUCUUUACAUUCUUCAUUGGACAAUUCUUCUUGACGAUGCUUUGCCAUAUGAAGUUUGGUUUGUUCUAUUUCUUCGCGGGUAUGGUCUUGAUCAUGACCAUUUUCAUUUACUUCUUGUUGCCGGAGACAAAAGGUGUUCCGAUUGAGGAGAUGGGGAAAGUGUGGAAAGAGCAUAGAUAUUGGGGGAAAUAUAGUAAUAAUGAUGAUGGUGAUGAUGUUGAUGAUGAUGCUUAUUUUUAGUUGAUGAUUAUUUGGGAUUUAAGGAUAUGUUAGGAUUAAAAACUUAUUAUUGAGAAAAUGCUUAUACUGACCAAUGUGAGAAAAUAAAAAUGAGGAUAUAAUAAACAAGUGUACAUAAUUUGAGGAUUUAUGACCGUACUUAAAAUUACUCGAAACUUCUUGAACUAAAAAUAAUAUAAAUUUUUUGUUUAGACUAAAAUGAU